This is a messenger RNA of Thamnophis elegans (Western terrestrial garter snake), 3862 nucleotides long. RefSeq names its product cystine/glutamate transporter-like. Gene Ontology annotation, biological process: amino acid transmembrane transport. The coding region runs from base 1394 to 2818 and encodes 474 amino acids. The transcript has 13 exons. NCBI's taxonomy places the organism in Eukaryota, Metazoa, Chordata, Lepidosauria, Squamata, Natricidae. Gene Ontology annotation, cellular component: membrane. Gene Ontology annotation, molecular function: L-amino acid transmembrane transporter activity. The record is from RefSeq and is a predicted model, not a curated record.
UGUCCCUACUACUAAUGUAUAGUAAGUUAGAGAAAAUGAUUCAAUAUUCAUAAAUGCAUUAUGUAUAGUAAUGCAUUUAUGAAUGUUGAAUCGUUUUCUCUUGGCAUCAAAAAUCCAAAUUAUGCAGGAGCUAUGGAAAUUACAUUCAGGUCUUUGGGAAAUUGCAUCUGCUCCUGGAAUCCUAUUUUCUCUAUAAGAUGAGAAUCCCUCAUAUGUUUAUCACUAGGAUAGAGAAGUGUGCCAUUAUAGAAUGAUGGCUCUCUUGAUUAAAAUUCUGCCAACCAAGAUGAGGAUUGGACUAUUGGCUUCUACGUGCAACUGGAUUUGUUUGACCGUUUUAUAGAAAGACUCCCUAUAGGAUUUAAUGUAAUAGCACCAACAAACCUUCCCCAGUGCAGUCCAUUUCAGAUGAUAGUUUCUAGAAUUCUGAACCAGUGUAGCCUUGAAUUCACCAUGUAUGUAGGACAAUGUUUGAGAAGGUUGGCUUUGGGGAUUGCACUGGGCUAAUUAUUUGCUUUUAAGUACUUAUCUACUGUUAAUGAUAGCUUGGCCGUUUCCAUCAGUGGAAAAAAGUGAUAUGCAGAAUUUAAAAAAGAUAUAAUGAUUUCCAUAACAUAUGAUUCUUUAUAGUGACAGAUAUAUUUUUUAGAAAACAUCAGUAUGAAUUUAGUAGAAACAGAAGCCUUUUUAAGUCUGCCAACUGAGAUCAAAACCUGCUAACUUUUGAUAGUAACUUUUAUCCUAACUUUUUUUGGUGAUUCUUUAUAUUGAACUUUGACAGUAAUGUUCAGUUAGAAUAGACUUCAACUAGAGGAUUUUCCUUUGAUGACUCUUUAAAAAGAAAACUACCUUUUAAAGCUGAACAUACAGUCAUUCUAAUAAUUAAAAUCCAAACUGAUAAUUAUGUUAAGCUUCUGAUAAAUUCCCACAGGAUUCCAACUGGUUCCAAAGUUGAAUGGGCACCUAAAAAGUGUGUGGUUUUGUUUUGUUUUUUUUGGCUAAGGGACUUGUGUCUGGCUCCUAGUUUACCGGUUCUUAUUAUUCAACAGUUCUGUGAUCCUACUUAUCUACACUGCUUAAUGUUUUCACAUUCCUUGCUUAUUUUUCUAAAGAAGUUAAGAUUCUUUUAACUCUUUGCUAAAUUAGGGGAGCCUGAAGUUUGAAGUUUUUCCCCCCAUUCUUGCUGUUAGAGAUUACUUAAAUGAGAGAAUUCAUUUUCAGCAUUGUUCAGUGGAUUAAGUAGCACUCCAUCGGUCCAUUUCUAUAUGGGUCCUUUAUUUGCUGGGUUGGCCAAGAAACCAAGGAAAGAUCUUUAUGGUCCCUCAAAACAUUCACCAGCAUCAACAUCUUUGACAUUGGCUUAUUCUUCUACUGAUCCAGAAUCCCGCUAGCCAUGGGGAAGUCUAAGAAGAAAGAAGAGGCUGUCUUUCUGAGGAAGAAGAUCACACUCCUCAGGGCCUUCUCACUUCUCAUCGGGAGCAUGGUGGGCAGUGGCAUAUUCAUCGCCCCCAAGGGGGUCCUGAAAAACUCUGGCAAUGUGGGCCUCUCCCUAAUCGUCUGGUUUGCCUGUGGAAUUCUCUCUAUGUUUGGUGCUUUAAGUUACGCAGAACUGGGCACACGAAUUACCAAGUCCGGAGGCCAUUAUAUUUAUAUCUUGGAAACUCUAGGUCCUCUGCCUGGAUUCCUGUUUCUAUGGGCUGAAUACUUUGCUAUCAGGCCAGCCAACAGCGCAGUUGUCGCCUUAGCAUUUGGACGCUACAUAUUGGAACCAUUUUUUGCACCUUGUUCGGCUCCACUCCUGGCUGUGAAGCUGGUUGCUCUUCUGGGUUACUACAUUGUCCUCAUCUUAAAUUCUUGGAGUGUCAGCUGGAGUGCCCGGCUUCAGACCAUCUUAUCCAUCAUCAAGUUGGCAGCACUUUCUCUCAUUAUUGUCCCAGGCAUGAUGCUUUUAGCUCAAGGCCGUACAGAAAAUUUCCAGGAUGCCUUCAAUACCCAAGGACUCGUUUUGGACAAACUACCUUUAGCUUUUUAUGCAGGGAUGUUCGCCUACUCUGGAUGGUUUCAAACUAGUUUUGUACGAGAAGAACUGGUGAAGCCAGAACGAAAUAUCCCUCUGGCUGUGAUUGUGUCUGUAAUCACAGUGAUCGUGGGGUAUAUGCUCACCAAUGUUUCCUAUUACACAGUACUGACAGCAGCAGAUGUCCUUGUCUCCCAGGCAGUGGCUGUGAGUUUUGCACGGAAAGCUUUCCAAAGCCUUAUCUCUGUGAUUCCAAUCUUGGUUUCCCUGUCUUGUUUUGGAACCAUGAAUGGGGGAAUUUUUACAUUUUCAAGGACAUUGUUUGUGGCUUCCAGGGAGGGGCAAUGGCCCACCCUCUUCUCUAUGAUCCACAUCCAACGCCAUACCCCAAUGCCAGCCGUCUUGCUAAUGUUCCCUUUGGUCACAGCCAUGAUUUGUGUAGGAGAUAUUUACCACUUGUUGAACUUCUUCAGCUUUUCCCGGUGGCUCUUCAUAGGACUAGCCACGCUUGGGCUUAUAGUUCAUCGCUGUCGCUAUCCUAAUAUAUUAAGCCCGUUCAAGGUUCCUCUUUUCAUUCCCACUUCUUUUACUGUCAUCUGCCUUUUCACAGUGGGAAUGUCUUUCUACUCAGACCCGGUUAAUAUCAGCAUUGGAUGUGCCAUCGUUUUAAGUGGUCUUCCAGUUUACUAUUUGCUCAUCAAACAAUCAAUGCCAAACUGCUUCCGUAAAACUUUCUGUUUUCUUACACUGAAGCUUCAGAUCCUGUUGAAGGUAGUACAGCAGGAAAUCAGGACAUACUGACCAGUCCUUACUUUGAACUGUUGACUUUGGAGAGCCUUCUGUACAAGCUUGUAUUUCCUAUCACACUUAGAGUAGCUUUGCAUGGCUGCUUCCAGUUUGGAUUUCCAGCACCAUGUAGAAAGUUCACCAGACAUCAAAGGCACAAAGAAGCUUGCCUGGAUUCUUGCUUACUAUUUGAUUGUUUUUACAAAUGUAGUCUAUGCUGCUGUUGGUAUUAUCCUCAUCUGCAAUGCAGAUGCACUUAGGUGCAACCAAUAAAUCUGAGGCAGUUGCAUCUGCAUACAUAUUCUAUUUCUGUACAAAGCUUGGGUAGAAACACAUUACUUGUAGAUUUUGAAAGACCAUACAUUUGUUAUAGCUAUGGUAUAUUUUGAGGAGCAUUUCUGGGUAAAAGAGAACUUUGGAUGCUUUUCAGCCUAUGAAAAGCUUUACGAAAGAGACAUUUUUCAAAGAUCUAAGCGCAUUUGGUAGGAUUCAGGAUAUUUUUAAACAUGACUGGUGUCAUUAUAGUGGGUUUCCGGCACAUCAGGGUGCUAUGUUGAGUCACCAUUGACAUUCCUUCUGACUUGGAUGGUAUACACUUGGAAUAUAGUUUUAACAGGAUUUUUCAAUCACAAUGACACCCCACUUUCAGUUACUGUUCCUGGCACGUCAGCAAGUGUUAGUAACUCAAGUGUUAAUGUAAAACACUUCAGUGCCAUCACAUCGGUUGGGAGGAAACUAUUGUUCUCUACCCAUUCAAAGGAAUAAUGAUCUUGACACAGUUGCACUGCAGUGAUUAGGAUCUAGUCAAAUCCUCAUCCUCAUCCACAUCUUGUGGGACUUUCAAAUAUACAGUAUGCACCUGUGUAUGGUUUGCCAAUUGCAUAGUGGCAGAUAAGGCAGUGCUCAAGAGGGUUAACAUCAUUGCCCAGAGGAUCAUUAGUUGCCCUCUCCCCUCCUUGUAAGAGCUCUAUAGCUCCCGCUGCCUUAAAAAUGUUCAAAACAUAUUUAAAGAUCCAUCUUAUCCUGGACACCCUUUUUUUUUGAACUAUUACCAUCUGG